Messenger RNA from Rubroshorea leprosula, 861 nucleotides. Lineage: Eukaryota; Viridiplantae; Streptophyta; Magnoliopsida; Malvales; Dipterocarpaceae. The record is from the annotation of a GenBank genome assembly.
AUGUGUGCCGCCUCUACUUGUUCGGCCUUUGUCCUCACGAGUUCUUCCAAUUAACGAAAAUGGAUAUGGGGCCAUGUCCAAAGGUCCACUCUUUGCAGCUGAGGAGAGAAUAUGAAGAAGCUAAGGCAAAAGGCAUCGAUAAUUAUGACAGAGAGUUGGAAGAUGCUAUUGAUAGGCUCAUUGUUGAGUGUGAUAGGAAAAUUGGUAGAGCUCUCAAGUGUCUUGUAGAUGAGGAUGCAAAGGCCGCUAUUGCUAUAUCAGUCUCUAAAGUUCCUCAGACACCAGAAGUACUAGAGCUUUCAAAGCGGAUUAAGGAGAAAUUGAAAGAAGCUGAUCAAUAUGGUAUCAUAUUUUUGCACUAGCUUCUCUUUUAUUUUUUCAGGGCUGUCUCUUAAGUGACCACCAAAGAUUUUUAUUCUUUUGAGAAAAUUUUUGUUUAUUCAUCCAUUUUUUUUUGAAAGUUAAAGUAACAUAGGAAGCAUCUGGCUUCGUGUGCUAUUAGUUAAGCUUUUAUGAUUUUAUUUUUGUUGAAAUCUAUCUACUUUUGAUGUUGAGUUUGAGGUUUUAUUUCACUUUUAUGCUUGAAUUCCUUGUUUUCAAAUUGCCUUUCAAAGGUUAUGUAUAAAAGGAGGGGGUGGGGGUUGGGCGGGUUGCUAGUAUUUUCUAUUGAGGUUUAUAUGUACGAGGUGUGACUCUUGAAUUGGAACAAAGAUGCAUUUUCUGCCUUGCCAAUUGAUGACGAAUACUUGAUUUGUUUUCUUUGAUUUAACUUGGUUAUUCUUCUGUGAAUUAAUUGAUUCGGGGUGCUGUCAAUUGUUGUGAAGUUUUUGUUUGUAAGUUCAAUAGAUUUCAUAAAUUUUA